Macadamia integrifolia is the source of this 5838-nucleotide messenger RNA. RefSeq lists its product as uncharacterized. Gene Ontology annotation, molecular function: protein serine/threonine kinase activity; ATP binding; polysaccharide binding. Gene Ontology annotation, biological process: protein phosphorylation; cell surface receptor signaling pathway. Gene Ontology annotation, cellular component: plasma membrane. The coding region runs from base 1 to 5838 and encodes 1945 amino acids. The transcript has 10 exons. Lineage: Eukaryota; Viridiplantae; Streptophyta; Magnoliopsida; Proteales; Proteaceae. The record is from RefSeq and is a predicted model, not a curated record.
AUGGAUAUUCUGAUUGUGCUUCUUGUUGGUCUUCUAUCAUCAUUAGGUGCAGCUGCCAUUACAGUUCCACCACCUCUAGCCUUGCCGGGCUGCCAAGAGAAAUGUGGAAAUGUAACCAUACCCUACCCAUUUGGCAUUGAAGAGGGAUGCUUCAUGGCUGAUAAGUAUAGUUCUUAUGGUAUAAGAUGCGAGGCCAUUAACGGCAGCAGCAUCAGACCUUACAUGGGAAAUGAGACAGACCUCGAGGUCCUUGACAUAUCACUGGAUCUGCCAGAGGUAUGCCUCAGUAGUUAUUAUGCUUUUCAGUGUUUCAAUUCCUCUGGACCACGAGCUCCUCGGCAAAACUACUGGAUGACCAUGGGAGGAACACCCUUCACCUUCUCGGCGACCCGAAACAAGUUUAUAGCCAUCGGAUGCGACACAAUGGCAAACAUAUAUGACCUUGUGGAUAAUAACUUCACCCUUGGGUGCACCUCGUUGUGCAAUGACUUGAGGAGUGUGAGGAAUGGGUCUUGCUCUGGAAUUGGCUGUUGCCAGACUUCAAUCCCUUUCAAACUCAAACGUUUCUACAUAAAUGUUUUGAGUUUAUAUAACCACACAAGGAUCUGGAAGUCUAAUCCUUGCGGCUAUGCUUUCUUGGCUGAUCAAGAGUGGUUCACCUUCAAAACUUCAGAUCUCUUUGUUGAUAACUUAGACAAUUUGACUAUUCCGGUGGUUAUGGAUUGGGCGAUUGGGAAUCAAACAUGCGAAGAAGCAGUUCGAGAUACACAGUCAUAUGCUUGUGGUCCAAAUAGCUAUUGCUCAAAUUUUACAAAUGGCCCUGGCUAUCAAUGUUUCUGCAAAAGUGGUUUUGAAGGAAACGCAUAUCAUCCUCAAGGAUGCAAAGACAUUGAUGAAUGUGAGAAGGGAUACAAUAAUUCUUGCUCCCCGAUUGCUAUUUGCACUAACACGUAUGGGAGUUACAACUGUUCUUGUCCACAAGGCUACUAUGGCAAUGGUUGGUUAACGGGGACCCGUUGUACCCAUGAUGCAAAUUCUCCUCCAUUGAUAGGCAUUAUUUUAGGUGUUGGUCUAAGUACUAUAUUUCUACUAGCCUGCAUUUAUUUUUCAUAUUGGACAAUCAAGAGAAGAAGACUCAUCAAACUCAGAGAAAAUUUUUUCCAACAAAAUGGGGGUUUUCUAUUACAGCAACAAAUAGCUUUGCAUAAAGGUGUUGAAGAAACUGCCAAGAUUUUCACCAUAGAAGAGCUAAAGAAGGCAACCAAUAACUUCCAUGAAAGUCGAAUACUUGGCAAAGGGGGGCAAGGUAUAGUUUUCAAAGGAAUAUUAUCUGGUGGAAAAGUUGUGGCAGUCAAGAAAUCCAAAAAAAUAGAUAAAGGGCAGAUUACAGAGUUCAUAAAUGAGGUUAAUAUCCUUUCUCAAAUCAAACAUAGAAAUGUGGUAAAGCUCUGGGGAUGUUGUUUAGAGACUGAGGUUCCAUUGUUAGUUUAUGAGUUAAUCUCUAAUGGAACCCUCUAUCAACAUAUCCAUAACAUGAAUCCUGCACUUUCUAUUUCUUGGGAAAUCCGUAUAAGAAUUGCUGCUGAAACAGCUGGAGCACUAGCAUAUUUGCACUCUGCUCAUUCAGUACCCAUCCUUCAUAGAGAUGUCAAGUCUGCCAAUAUAUUAUUAGAUGAUAAUCGCAGGGCAAAAGUAUCAGAUUUUGGGGCUUCAAGAUUUGUUCCUUUGGAUCAAACUCAAAUGUCAACCCUAAUUCAAGGGACCAUGGGGUACUUAGACCCAGAAUGCUUUCAUAAUGGCCAUUUGACUGAUAAAAGUGAUGUUUAUAGCUUUGGUGUUGUUCUUGCUGAGCUCUUGACUGGGAAAAAGCCACUUCCACCUGAAGGAUUUGGGGAACAAAAAAGUCUGGCAAUACAUUUUGUUUCUUCAAUGGAAGAUGAUAAACUUCUUCAUAUUCUUGAUGUUCGAGUGGUAAAUGAGAGAAAUAGAGAGCAGAUUUUUUCAGUUGCUGAGCUUGCAAGAAAAUGCUUAAAUGUUAAAGGGGAAGAUAGGCCAGCAAUGAAAGAAGUUGCAGCAGAGCUUGAAUCUUUCAGAAUAUUCUAUGGACACACAGGAUCACAACAUGAAUAUGAGGAAACCGAAAACUUCGAGGAUGAACCAUUAAUAAGUUCAAGAUGGACUGCUCUUCAGUCCUUUCUUGCUUCAAUUGAAGGGAAUAUUUCCCAGUGUUCCUGUGGUAAAGUUGAAACUUCAGUUUCCGUUGAUUUUUGGCCUUCAUCGAACUACAAUGAACUAUUACUGGAUGGUCAAGGAAAUAUCAAUUGGCUUACAUUGGAGGUUUCACAUCUAUCCAAGCCAAUCUAUAUGGGGCUUAGUGAAGUGCCCUGUCGUGGUCUUAGAGAUCUCAGAGACAUGGGGCUUAUAAAGCCUAUCCCAGGUCCCAGGAAUGUCUAUACCCCAUCUCAUCUUCUUUAUGUUGACGAUCUGUUGAUAUUUAUGGGUGUAGAUUUGAGAGGAAUCCAAUCUAUUAAAAAUUUCCUUGAUUUGUAUCAAGCUUUAUCAGGGCAGCUCAUUAACUUGGAAAAAAGAAAAAUCUUCCUUAAUGCCAUUUUAGCUGACCGCAAGCACGGGAUCAAAGAAAUUCUAAAAUUUUCAAGCUGUGACUUCCCUACGCGGUACUUGGGUGUUGAUAUCUUUAAAGGCCACAUCAAGAAGGAGAGGAUCCUCCCUUUGGUUGACAAGUUCAAAGCCAGGCUCGCUGGGUGGAAAGGCAGACUUCUCUCUUUGGUUGGAAGAGUAGAACUAGUAAAGAUUGUUAUAAGCAACCUCCCUUUGCAUAAGUUCUCAAUCUAUCUUUGGCCUGGCUCCUCUAUUGCCCAGAUGGAGCGCUGGAUCAGAAAUUUUAUAUGGAGUGGGGAUGCAAAUACUCCUAAGUCGAUUACAGUUAAGUGGGACAAUGUUUGUAAACCAAAAAAUGAAGGGGGUCUGCGCAUUUGUCGUCUGCGAGAUGUCAACAUGGCUCUAAUUGCGAAGCUCUGCUAUCUUAAAAGGGUUUGGGAUUUUGUUUGCGAUGCUGAGCAGUGGAUUGUUGGGGAUGGGUCCACAAUCAAGUUCUGGUAUGAUCGCUGGGUUGGAAUAGCUCCCCUAGUUGAUGAGAUUCUCCCUCCGAAUCAAACAGUCUGCAGCCCUUUGACUCAUGUUUCUGAUUUCAUUCAUGAUGGGAAUUGGAAUUUGACCCUGCUUAAUUCUAUGCUUUUCCAAAACUCUAGCAAUUGCAUUACAAGGAUCCCUAUUGCAACUGUUAACUCGGUUGCUAACCUCCUUUUGUCCAAAAAGAUCAAUGCCACAACCUCUCUGCCUCGAGCUUGGCAUAUCCAGGAAUUAUUCUGGAAAGCCCCAUCAAAUGGUUUCUUAAAACUCAACAUCAAUGGUUGUUCUCUUGAAAACCCAGGCCGAUCAGGAUCUGGUGGUAUAAUGAGGGACAGGAACGGAUCAAAUAUGCCCACCAAAGACAUUCGAGGGAAGAAAGAACCAGUAAAGAUAAGCGAAGCAGCCAUGGGUAUUCUGAUUGUGCUUCUUGUUAGUCUUCUAUCAUCAACAGGUGCAUCUGCCAUUACAGUUCCACCUCCUCUAGCCUUGCCGGGCUGCCAGGAGAAAUGUGGAAAUGUAACCAUACCCUACCCAUUUGGCAUUGGAGAAGGAUGCUUCAUGGCUGCUAACUAUAGUUCUUUUCGUAUAACGUGCGAGGCCAUUAAUGGCAGGAGCAUCAGACCUUACAUGGCUAAUGAGGCAGAACUUGAGAUCCUUGACAUAUCACUGGAUCUGCCAGAGGUAAGCAUUAGUAGUUAUUAUGCCUUUCAGUGUUUCAAUUCCACUGGACCACGAGCACCUAGGCAAAACUACUUGAUGACCAUGGGAGGAACACCCUUCACCUUCUCGGCAACCCGAAACAAGUUUAUAGCUAUCGGAUGUGACACACUGGCAAACAUAUUGGACCCUGUGGAUAAUAACUUCACUCUUGGGUGCACCUCAUUGUGCAAUGACUUGAGAAGUGUGAGGAAUGGGUCUUGCUCUGGAAUUGGUUGUUGCCAGACUUCAAUCCCUUUCAAACUCAAACGUUUCUAUAUAUAUAUUGCGAGUAUAUAUAACCACACAAGGAUCUGGAAGUCUAAUCCUUGCGGCUAUGCUUUCUUGGCUGAUCAAGACUGGUUCACCUUCAAAUAUUCAGAUCUUUUGGUUGAUAACUUAGACAAUUUGACUAUUCCAGUGGUGAUGGAUUGGGCGAUUGGGAAUGAAACUUGCGAAGAAGCAGUUCGAGAUACAGAGUCAUUUGCUUGUGGUCCAAAUAGCUAUUGCUCAAAUUUUACAAACGGCCCUGGCUAUCAAUGUUUCUGCAAAAGUGGUUUUGAAGGAAACCCAUAUCAUCCUCAAGGAUGCCAAGACAUUGAUGAAUGUGUGAAGGGAUACAAUAAUUCUUGCUCCUCGAUUGCUAUUUGCACUAACACGUAUGGGAGUUACAACUGUUCUUGUCCACAAGGCUACUAUGGCAAUGGUUGGUUAACUGGGACCCGUUGUACCCAUGAAGUGAAUUCUCCUCCAUUGAUAGGCAUUAUUUUAGGUGUUGGUCUAAGUACUAUAUUUCUACUAGCCUGCAUUUAUUUUUCAUAUUGGACAAUCAAGAGAAGAAGACUCACCAAACUCAGAGAAAAUUUUUUCCAACAAAAUGGGGGUUUUCUAUUACAGCAACAAAUAGCUUUGCAUAAAGGUGUUGAAGAAACUGCCAAGAUUUUCACCAUAGAAGAGCUAAAGAAGGCAACCAAUAACUUUCAUGAAAGUCGAAUACUUGGCAAAGGGGGGCAAGGUAUAGUUUUCAAAGGAAUAUUAUCUGGUGGAAAAGUUGUGGCAGUCAAGAAAUCCAAAAAAAUAGAUAAAGGGCAGAUUACAGAGUUCAUAAAUGAGGUCAAUAUCCUUUCUCAAAUCAAACAUAGAAAUGUGGUAAAGCUCUGGGGAUGUUGUUUAGAGACUGAGGUUCCAUUGUUAGUUUAUGAGUUAAUCCCCAAUGGAACCCUCUAUCAACAUAUCCAUAGCUUGAAUCAUACACUUUCUAUGUCUUGGGAAAUCCGUUUAAGAAUUGCUUCUGAAACAGCUGGAGCACUAGCAUAUUUGCACUCUGCUCAUUCAGUACCCAUCCUUCAUAGAGAUGUCAAGUCUGCCAAUAUAUUACUAGAUGAUAAUUGCAGUGCAAAAGUAUCAGAUUUUGGGGCUUCAAGAUUUGUUCCUUUGGAUCAAACUCAAAUGUCAACCCUAAUUCAAGGGACCAUGGGGUACUUAGACCCAGAGUGCUUUCAUAAUGGCCAUUUGACAGACAAAAGUGAUGUUUAUAGCUUUGGUGUUGUUCUUGCUGAGCUCUUGACUGGGAAAAAGCCACUUCCACCUGAAGGAUUUGGGGAACAUAGAAGUCUAGCUAUACAUCUUGUUUCUUCAAUAGAAGAGAAUAAACUUCUUCAUAUUCUUGAUGUUCGAAUGGUAGAUGACAGAAACAAAGAGCAGUUUUUGUCAGUUGCUGAGCUUGCAAGAAAAUGCUUAAAUGUUAAAGGGGAAGACAGGCCAACAAUGAAAGAAGUUGCAACAGAGCUUGAAUCUUUGAUAAUAUUCUAUGGACACACUGGGUCACAAAAUGAAUAUCAGGAAACCGAGCACUUCGAGGAUGAACCAUUAAUAAGUUCGAGAAUCACUGCAACUGUUCAAGAGAGUCUGGGAGAUAGUUCCACUAUCAAUGCAAGUUGUCAGGGAAGACUGGGGGAUAGUGCCAUGCUAUCAUUACAGAACGGUCGUUGA